AUGGAAGUCACAUACAUACCCUUUGAUGCCUCUAUAGCCCAUACGAGGCGUAAGCCUACUCAUACGCAGUACGACUCGUACCGCCAAAGACUAGGGACUUCACCCAACGGUCGAAGUUCCCUAGACCACGGCCGGUCCUCCAAAUAUGAAGACAAGUACUUCAUGGGUCGCGAACCACGUCGUGCACGUGACCACGCGGCUCCCAUGAUGCCAGAUGAGAGUAUGCCGCUGUACCCUGCAUCAAGACGUCGUCAAUCGAUCGUGAUGCCGUCAGCGACAUCACCUGGCUACUCACCAUUAGCAGUGCCCGUAACACCGCCAUACAGGCACGGUCAGGAUGAGAAGGAUCGAUACUACCUCGCGCAUGAGCCCGCCAGAAUAGCUUCAAGGGUUGACGUGCCCUACAGCUAUGGGCAGGUCAUUGAGAGCAGGCGAAGCCGGAAUCACGGCCAUGCAAGAUCUGGAGCUCGAAGGUUGACCCCGGAGUCUCCCGAUACCCGAGCUCUGCAGAUCCUGGGCACAGGCCUCGAGAAAGACGUGCGCUUUCGUGAUAGGGAUAGCCUCAUUGCUGGAUUAGGGGAGCGGUUGACAGGAACGUAUGAGUAUCGGCCGAAGCCAUCCAGUCCUGACUAUGACCGGCUUCUCGAUCAGCCCUUGGGCACCAGGCGUGGCCGCGCCAGCACCAGCAAAGAACCAGUUCCGCGACUGCCUAGCCCCGACCACUCCAGGGAGAGGCAGAGGCGGCAGAGAACUCAUCCUCCGGCAGCACCUCAGAUCUCAAGGCUCCCCACGCCGGACUUCGAGAUGGAUUCCAGUGAACGGGACUUGGCGGAUUACCGCUUUUGCGCAUGUUGCGUCUCCGAUGACGAGGAGUGUGAUGAAGCGCGGUGGAGAAAAGGGAAAGUCAAGAUGGACAGACAAGGUACAUUUUCUUCCGCCUAG
Messenger RNA from Anthostomella pinea, 942 nucleotides. The record is from the annotation of a GenBank genome assembly. Lineage: Eukaryota; Fungi; Ascomycota; Sordariomycetes; Xylariales; Xylariaceae.